Molecule: messenger RNA, 7358 nt
Organism: Myxocyprinus asiaticus (Chinese sucker)
Lineage: Eukaryota; Metazoa; Chordata; Actinopteri; Cypriniformes; Catostomidae
Product: receptor-type tyrosine-protein phosphatase U-like
Exons: 31
Coding region: 162-4517 (1451 amino acids)
Biological process (GO): protein dephosphorylation
Cellular component (GO): membrane
Molecular function (GO): protein tyrosine phosphatase activity; protein binding
Source: RefSeq, a predicted model, not a curated record
CUGCCCCAGUAUCACUUCACGCGACUCUGAACUGCUCUUCGGCUGGAUUUCGGGAAUCGAUGAACGGGAGUCGGUUCACUCACAACUUCGCCAUCAAACUACUGGAGCCACUGAAAUGUAAUGAUUUCGACUCGUUUUCCCAGCUGGACUAAGAGCAUAAAAUGAAUACCUGCGCAUUUCUCUUGAUUCUGGCUGUUCAUAUUCACGCCGAUAGCGUCGAGGGACCAACAGCAGCGGGCUGUACGUUUGAUGAGGACUCCGACCCCAGUCUGUGCGAGUUCAGUCAAGGGGAGGAGGAUGACUUUGAUUGGCAGCUGUUCCGCGCCCAUGCCUCGCCACACUCCACCUCUGAUCUCAUGCGUGGCUCUUACAUGUUGGUCAAUUCCUCCCAGCAUGCAGCAGGGCAGAGGGCUCAGCUUCUGCUGCAGACACUAAGUGAAAAUGACACGCACUGCAUCCAGUUCAGCUACUUCCUGUACAGCAGAGAUGGCCACAGCCCAGGGGCACUCCGGGUUUAUGUGCGGGUCAACGGUGGGCCGCUUGGCAUUCCCGUGUGGAACAUCUCGGGUACGCGUGGACGACAGUGGCACCAGGUGGAACUGGCAGUCAGCACUUUCUGGCCAAAUGAGUACCAGAUAUUGCUGGAGGCAACAGUGGACCGUCGAGGCUACAUUGCUGUUGAUGACAUACUCCUGUUGAACUACCCUUGCUAUAAAGCCCCUCAUUUUUCCCGUCUGGGCGACGUGGAAGUCAAUGCUGGACAAAACGCCAGUUUCCAGUGUGUUGCAGCAGGCCGUCCCUCUGAAGCAGAGAAGUUCUUAUUAGAGCGGCACAAUGGUGAAGUGUCAUCAGGUGCUUCUGUCAAGCACUUGGGUCGCAAUCGCUUUGCUGUGUCCUUUCAACUGGAGGAUGUUCAGAAGCCAGAGCAGGACCUAUACCGUUGCGUCACACAGUCCUCUAGAGGCUCCGGCGUCUCCAACUUUGCUGAACUCAUUGUCAAAGUACCCCCAUCUCCAAUUGCUCCGCCCCAGCUGCUGAGAGCCGGUUCCACCUAUCUGAUCAUUCAGCUCAACACCAACUCCAUCCUGGGUGAUGGCCCCAUCAUCCGGCGGGAAAUCGAAUAUCGGGCCAGCCAGGCACCCUGGUCAGAGAUCCUUGGAGUCAACAUGGUCACCUAUAAGCUCUGGCAUCUGGAUGCAGAUACUGAGUACCACAUCAGUGUGCUGCUCACCCGGCCAGGCGAGGGUGGAACCGGACCACCUGGACCACCCCUCAUCAGCAGAACUAAAUGUGCAGAACCCAUGCGGGCACUGCGUGGUCUUAGAGCUUCAGAGAUCCAGUCCCGGCAGCUGACUUUGCAGUGGGAGACACCGGCUUUCAACCUGACCCGCUGCCAUACGUACUCUGUCUCCUUGUGCUACCACUACACGACCGCAGGGGGUGGUGGUGGGCACAACACCACAGUCAGAGAGUGCCUGGCUGUAGAUUACAACACCUCCCGCUUCACCCUCAGAGAUCUGCCCCCUUAUCACACCAUCCAAAUACGCCUGGCACUUGCCAACACCGAGGGGAAGAAGGAAGGGAAGGAGGUCACAUUUCAGACUGAGGAGGACAUUCCUGGUGGUAUUGCUCCUGAGUCUCUCACCUUCACCCCUUUGGAAGAUAUGAUCUUCCUCAAGUGGGAGGAGCCGGUGGAGCCCAACGGCCUCAUCACACAGUAUGAGAUUAGCUACCAGAGCAUUGAAUCGUCAGACCCAGGGAUAAACGUUCCAGGCCCGCGGCGCACUGUAUCCAAGCUGAGGAACGAGACGUACCAUAUGUUCUCCAACCUGCAUCCUGGCACCACCUAUCUAAUCUCUGUUCGGGCACGCACUGCCAAGGGUUUCGGCCAAACAGCUCUCACCGAGAUAACCACCAAUAUUUCUGCUCCUACAUUUGAUUAUGGAGACAUGCCAUCACCCCUGAGUGAGAACGAAAGCACCAUUACAGUCCUGCUGCGUCCAGCUCAAGGCCGCGGAGCUCCUGUCAGCACGUAUCAAGUGGUUGUGGAGGAGGAAGCUGGCAGGAAGGUGAAGAGAGAGCUUGGUGUUCAGGAAUGCUUCCCCAUUCCAACCUCUCAUGGUGAGGCCCAGGCACGUGGAGCUCCAAACUACUACACAGCCGAACUGCCACCAAGCAGCCUGCCCGAGGCCACACCCUUUACUGUGGGGGACAAUCACACCUACAACGGCUACUGGAACAGCCCCCUGGACCCCAGGAAGAACUACCUCAUCUACUUCCAGGCCAUGAGCAACUUCAGAGGCGAAACAAGGAUAAACUGCAUUCGUAUCGCCCGCAAAGCUGCCUGUAAAGACCACCAGCGAGUUCUGGAGGUCACUGAGCGCUCAGAGGAGAUGGGACUAAUCCUGGGAGUGUGUGCCGGUGGGCUGGUUGUUCUGAUUCUGCUACUGGGGGCCAUUAUCAUAAUCAUCAAAAAAGGAAGGGAUUACUACUCAUACUCUUAUUACCCUAGGAAGCCGGGGAACAUGAAUAAGACCCCCAUUACAUACAGGCAGGAGAAGAGUAAUAUGAUGGGCUCCAUGGAGCGCAGUUUCACUGAUCAGAGCACUCUGCAGGAGGACGAGAGGAUGGCCUUGUCAUUUAUGGACACCCACACGUGCAGCACCCGCAGUGAGCCACGGAGCUCCAUGAAUGAGUCCAGUAGUUUGCUAGGUGGAUCGCCCAAGCGGCAGUGCGGGCAUAAAGGAUCACCCUAUCACACGGGCCAGCUUCACCCGGCAGUCCGAGUGGCUGAUCUCCUGCAACACAUCAAUCAAAUGAAAACAGCAGAGGGCUACGGCUUUAAACAGGAGUAUGAGAGCUUUUUUGAUGGCUGGGAUAUCAAUAAGAAAAAGGAUAAAACUAAAGGAAGAUGUGAUACCCUGAUGGGCUAUGACCGCCACAGGGUGAAAUUGCACCCACUGCUCGGGGAUCCCAACUCUGACUACAUCAACGCCAAUUACAUCGAUAUUCGGAUAAACAGGGAAGGUUACCAUCGAUCCAACCACUUCAUCGCCACUCAGGGGCCCAAGCAGGAGAUGGUGUAUGACUUCUGGAGGAUGGUUUGGCAAGAGAACUGCUUCAGUAUUGUCAUGAUCACCAAGCUAGUGGAGGUGGGCAGGGUGAAAUGCUGUAAAUACUGGCCGGAUGAGUCUGAGAUGUACGGAGACAUUAAGAUUACACUGCUGAAGACGGAAACUCUGGCGGAGUACACAGUGCGAACCUUCGCCCUGGAGCGGAGGGGGUACUCUGCCAAGCACGAAGUGUGCCAGUUUCACUUUACUUCAUGGCCUGAACACGGAGUCCCAUACCACGCCACAGGUCUGCUAGCCUUCAUUCGCCGGGUCAAAACUUCCACGCCACCUGAUGCUGGACCUGUGGUGGUUCACUGCAGUGUGGGUGCGGGCCGAACCGGCUGCUAUAUCGUGCUGGAUGUGAUGCUGGACAUGGCGGAGUGUGAAGGAGUUGUGGACAUCUACAACUGCGUAAAGACCCUCUGCUCACGCCGCAUCAACAUGAUCCAGACAGAGGAGCAGUACAUAUUUAUUCAUGAUGCCAUUCUGGAGGCAUGCCUGUGUGGGGAGACGGCUAUCCCGGUUAACGAGUUUGCCCUCGCCUACAAAGAUAUGCUGCGAGUGGAUUCUCAGAGUAACUCCUCACAGCUUCGAGAAGAGUUCCAGACACUAAAUUCUGUGACACCCCAUCUGGACGUUGAGGAGUGCAGCAUCGCCCUGUUACCACGAAACCGGGAGAAGAACCGCAGCAUGGAUGUUCUCCCACCGGACCGGGCCUUGGCCUUCCUAGUGACCACAGAGGGCGAGAGCAACAACUACAUCAAUGCUGCCCUGAUGGACAGUUUCCAUCGGCCUGCUGCUUUCAUUGUAACACCCCAUCCGCUACCUGGCACGACGUCUGACUUCUGGAGGCUGGUGUUUGACUAUGGCUGCACCUCUGUGGUCAUGCUGAAUCAGCUGAACCAGUCUAACUCUGCCUGGCCUUGUGUGCAGUAUUGGCCUGAACCUGGUCUUCAGCAGUAUGGUCCUAUGCAAGUGGAGUUUCUGUCCAUGUCUGCAGAUGAGGACAUCAUCACCCGUCUUUUCCGGGUCAAAAAUGUGACAAGACUGCAGGAGGGUCAGCUGGUUGUGUGCCAGUUCCAGUUUCUGCGCUGGUCGGCUUAUCGUGACGUGCCCGAUUCCAAAAAGGCGUUCCUCAACCUGCUGGCCAGCGUACAGAAGUGGCAGAGGGAGUGUGGAGAAGGUCGUACUGUGGUCCACUGCCUAAAUGGUGGUGGCCGCAGUGGAACAUACUGUGCCAGUAACAUCUUGAUGGAGAUGAUCCAAUACCAGAAUAUGGUGGAUGUCUUCUAUGCCGUCAAAACCCUUCGUAAUGCUAAACCCAAUAUGGUUGAGACACUGGAGCAGUAUCGUUUCUGUUAUGAGCUGGUUCUGGAGUAUUUGGACUGCUUGGAGGUCAGAUAGCGAACUCCUCCUCCCCAUCCCAGCCCAAGCUGACCACCAUGCUUGGAGCAGGACCACUGGCAGGCUUACUCUCACAACCCCAUCUCCCUCUGCUUUUCGCUCCCUUUCUUCCUAUCGUCUUUUCUAACUCAAAACGCAUAAUGAAGGAGAUGAUGCAAUGACAAAAACCGGGCAGUAGAUUUUUUUGCCUUUUCACCCCAAACAUCUAAACAUGCUACACCUUCUGUUGUCAUGGAUGUUUUUGAGAAUUUUCAGCAUAUGUUUUCCUCAGAGCUGUGAGCAAUUCUGCAAAAAUGCUCCAAAACCUGGCUUGGUGCUGUGUGGUUGGUUUAUCUCUGCUUAAAGAGACUAUGAGCUGUUUCUAAAAACAGAAGCUUUACUUUUACACCUGCCUGUUUCUCUCUGGCUGGCUGGACUGAAGAGCAGAAAUAAACAUCACUUAGAGGUGGUCUCUUCAUGUGCAGCUUGGUGGAGCUGAGAGUCUAGCAUCUGUUCCAUAGCCCUUAAAAGAAUUCAGGCACCUGCCAUGCCCCUUAAAAGGAGCCAAAUGGACAACACACACAAAAAAACACACACACUUGCAUGCAUAAAUGCACACAUACACAAUGAACCAACCAGCAGACAGCUUUCCAUCAACUGCCUAUCAAGACAUCGAUGCCUCUUUACUUCAACUGUACGACCAGUGUUAGACUAAGGCCUUGGGACUGCAUUUUAGCAACCGGAGUGUUUUAAACUAUUUUUUUUUUUUGAGGAGCGACCCUAAUGAUACUUCUAUCGACUGGAGGCUGAGUUUGCUCCUUUAUACAUGGAGCCAUACAGUAUGUCUCAAGAGGAGAGUCGGCAGAAAACUGUGGCUUUCCUUGUAGUGACUGUUGUCUUUUUUCCACUCACCUGUAUAUAUACUUAACAUCUGCUGGAAAUCCCUUAAGUCUUAAGGUGUAAGUCUCAAGUGCUAACAGUGGCCCUGUGUGCUUAAAGCAAAGGAAGUACAUUAGCAAAGGGGUAGACAUGAUGGCAUUCUCAAACUUGCAGUGGAUUACAGCCUAACCUUUAUUCUCUCACUCAGUAGUUUUGAGAGAGCACCGUUAAUAGUCUUUUUACAACAGCGCUGAAAACGGGAACAGAGGUGGAGAAAGGGAUGCCGGCAAUCUACUUCUUUUCACUUGUAACUAUUUAUCUGACUGACUUGUGUAGUUUGAGUUAUUGGAUUUUGCUUAACAAUUGUGCAGCUUUUGAGUGUACAGUACAGUGGAGCCCUGGGCUCAGGAUUCUUCAAAGCAUACCUUUAAUUUCAUACGUCCACAGUCCAUUUCUGUUUCAUUUCAAUAUGUUUUCAGUUUUAUUUGGUGUUUUCCUCUAAUAGCCUGACAAACAAGAUGGUUAACAGUCUGCUGGUGAUGUCCGGUAAGAGGAGAGAGCCAAGAGUAAAAAUACCAAUUACCAAGUGAAACUGUAUUAACCGUCAGUAAAGCUAAGUGUGUAAUUUCUGCACUACUAAUGUCACCAAACGGAAUUGCAAAAAUAAUGUUUUUAAACAUGUCUCCCAAUCAUUCCCUCUGUUUCCCAUUGGUCGAACAAUCAGGUGGUCCUGCCCCAAGCUCAAGCUAUAGUUUAAGCCAUUGUUGCUGUGUCAGACUGGACAGAUGAUCAAACUAACAGAGCAACAUUUUGAUAGUGCCACAGAUCCACAAUGUUUACACAUUUUUUUUCUCUAGCAGAAAUCAGUCUAUAAAUGACUUAGAGCUGUAUGCAUAUUAAACUGGGAAAAGAAAAAAGUCUAGUAUUUUGACAAACAAAUUUACACUUCAGCUUUAAUUUACAAUAGUUUCAACUACAAGCACAAAAUGAAAAGAGUCAAAGAAUAUCUAUAUCAGUAUUAGACACACACUCUGCUCAAAUUGUUAUGACCCCAACUGUGAAAUGUACAAAAUUGCCAUAUCAGCAAGAUGCCAAGUUAUCAAGCCAUAGAGGCAUGCUCCCAAUGAUUUCAUUUUUACUCUGCAUACAGCAUCUCAGACGUUAGCUUGCCCCAUUCCACACUGAGUGACAGUCUGAAAUGCCAGAUGGUGUUAACAAGCUAGUUAAGGGGAACACAAAAACAAAUAAAAAACAUUGUUUGAUCAGAAAGAUAGGGCAGUCUGUGAUCAGAUAGGGGUGCUAAUAAGACAGUGUUGUCACUUAUUUCAGUACAAUGUCUUUAGAACCAUUGGAUUUUUUGGAAAGUGCCUGGACACUCAAAUUUACAGUGGAAAGUAUGUGUACAUAUAGAUGUAUAUUUGUGUUUUGUGAAUAGUUUGUGAAUAAAGCUUGUUUGGCCAGAUUUUAAAAGUAAUAGAAAGAGUUGAAUGUACUGUAUACUGUAAGACCUAUUUUCUGAAUAUGUCGCCAAAAGAUCUGACACACCCGCAGUCAACUGUGGAUGAUCUUUAAAAGCCAUUCCAAAGUCACCCCUUCAGAAUGCCCAUUUAGUCACUUUAUAACCCUCUAACGAUUGUUUUUUGCCAUGCUCAUUCCAAAGACAUUAGCCAUCUUAUAAUGGUAGUCACCUCUACUAAUACCGUAUAGUUGUCCCCCGUGACUUGCUUUGUGAGAGAAGGGGACUUUUGCCACUCUUGACUUUUGCUGAAACAACUGUUGAGCCAGGUCCUUGUUUUUUGUGCAUUUUGUUUGUUUAUUUGUUUCCUUCCAAGUGUUUCUGUAUGAUACUGAAUGAACUGAAAAAUAACUGUGUUUUUGACCAUGUGUUUGUGGGACAGGAAAAGGACAUGGAGGCAUAUAUCCCAUGGGGAACUGGGGGUUGGGGUGGAAUGGGAUGUUCAAACAAUAAUAAAAUGUUCUGGA